Molecule: messenger RNA, 1536 nt
Organism: Pipistrellus nathusii (Nathusius's pipistrelle)
Lineage: Eukaryota; Metazoa; Chordata; Mammalia; Chiroptera; Vespertilionidae
Source: the annotation of a GenBank genome assembly
AUGGCGCAGACCCUGCAGAUGGAGAUCCCGAACUUCGGCAACAGCAUUCUGGAGUGCCUGAAUGAGCAGCGGCUUCAAGGCCUGUACUGUGAUGUGUCGGUGGUGGUCAAAGGGCAUGCCUUCAAGGCCCACCGGGCUGUCCUGGCUGCUAGCAGCUCCUACUUCCGGGACCUGUUCAACAGCAGCCGGAGCGCGGUGGUAGAGCUGCCGGCGGCUGUGCAGCCCCAGUCCUUCCAACAAAUCCUCAGCUUCUGCUACACGGGCCGGCUGAGCAUGAAUAUGGGGGACCAGUUCUUGCUCAUGUACACGGCUGGCUUUCUGCAGAUCCAGGAGAUCAUGGAGAAGGGCACUGAAUUCUUCCUCAAGGUGAGCUCUCCCAGCUGCGACUCCCAGGGCCUACAUGCCGAGGAGGCUCCAUCUUCCGAGCCCCAGAGCCCUGUGGCUCAGACAUCGAGCUGGACGGCAUGCAGCACCCCGUUGCCGCUGGUAUCCCGUGUCAAGACGGAGCAGCAGGAGUCGGACUCUGUGCAGUGCACGCCGGUGGCUAAGCGGCUGUGGGACAGCAGCCAGAAGGAGGCCGGGGUUGGCGGCAGCAGUGGUGGCAAUGGUAGCCGAAAAAUGGCCAGGUUCUCCACGUUGGACCUGGCUGCCAACCGGCCACCUCAGCAGGCCUUGGCUGCGGCGGCGGCGGUGGCAGCCGCAGCAGGGGGCGUGGUGAGUGGGCCCAGCAUGUCUGAGCGGACCAGCCCUGGCACCUCGAGCGCCUACACUAGCGACAGCCCAGGCUCAUACCACAAUGAGGAAGACGAGGAGGAGGAUGCGGGCGAGGAGGGCACAGACGAGCAAUACCGGCAGAUCUGCAACAUGUACACCAUGUACAGCAUGAUGAACGUCGGCCAGAGUGCCGAGAAGGUGGAGGCCCUUCCUGAACAGGUGACCCCUGAAUCCCGGAAUCGCAUCCGGGUGCGGCAAGACUUGGCGUCUCUCCCAGCCGAGCUCAUCAACCAGAUCGGUAACCGCUGCCACCCCAAGCUCUAUGAUGAGGGCGACCCCUCUGAGAAGCUAGAGCUGGUGACAGGCACCAAUGUGUACAUCACAAGGGCGCAGCUCAUGAACUGCCAUGUCAGUGCAGGCACACGGCACAAGGUCCUGCUGCGGCGCCUCCUGGCCUCCUUCUUUGACCGGAACACACUGGCUAACAGCUGUGGCACUGGCAUCCGCUCUUCCACCAAUGACCCCAGGCGCAAACCGCUGGACAGUCGCGUCCUCCAUGCUGUCAAGUACUACUGCCAGAACUUUGCUCCCAACUUCAAGGAGAGCGAAAUGAAUGCCAUCGCGGCCGACAUGUGCACCAAUGCCCGCCGCGUCGUGCGGAAGAGCUGGAUUCCCAAGGGGAAGCCGCCCGAGGGCGAUACCUACACCACCUUCAUCAGUGACACGGGCAAGCUGGAGCCGGACAUGAUGGGCGUGGAGCACAGCUUUGAAACAGCCAGCCAUGAUGGCGAGGCUGGCCCCUCAGCCGAGGCCCUCCAGUAA